GUCGUAUUGCAUCUCGCAUGGGAGCACCAGAAACCAACCCCACCUCAGAAUCGGAUCACGCCUUCCGCUCCGCCCCUUCUUCUCGAUCUGUAGAUGUGUGCAACCCGUCGAUCUGUAGCCCAAAAUACCAAGCCAAGCGCUCGGUGGGAUGAAACUGCACCAAAUCUGCUGCACUGCUGAGUGUGCACUAGCCUGCCUACUUGUCCUCCCCCACUCUUUCCUCCCAUAAAUAAAUGCGUGGAUCCAUCCAUGAGGCGAGGUGAGUGAGAGAGGAACCACACAACAACACCUUCAAUUUGCACCCUCCCCAAAUCUCCCGGCGGCGAUGAGGAUCCGGCGGAGGCCUCAGGCGCAGGCGCUGAUCCCCUCCCCGCCCCAGCUGCAGCAUCAGGCCUCAGAUCCGUCCCAGCCGCCGAACUCGCCGGGAAGCCAACUGCACUGGCUGUCGCAAAACGAGGCGAAUUACAAGCCGGAAGAGGAGUUGCACUCGCACCGCCCAAAUGGAGAUCUCGGCAGCGACCCCUCCCCGCCGGCGAGGCGCGCCUCAUCACCGCCGCCGCAUCCGCAGGGCGACAACGUGGUGGGACGCAGUGACGACGCCGAGGAUCGCGGUGGUGGUGGUGGUGCGCGACGUCAGGCCGGGCCGGCAUCACACGGGAGCCUAGAGAAUGGACAUCGCGGCGAGUGUGACUGGCCGGUGAUCGAUGCUGCCGGAGAACCUCCUGACAAUGGAGUCAUCGUCGUAGCAAUGCCAGUAGCAUCGACGGUGCCCCUGACCAAGAAGGAAGGGAUAAAGAGCGACGGCCCCAAGAGGCGGCGCGGCCCCGCGGUGCUGCUCGAGGGGUCUCGGUGCAGCCGCGUCAACGGGCGCGGGUGGCGGUGCAGCCAGCCCACCCUGGUCGGCUACUCCCUCUGCGAGCACCACCUUGGCAAGGGCCGGCAGUCUCGAAGAGCCAACAAUGGCGGUGGCGGAGGAGGGCGCAGUGCCGGAGCGCCCAAGCUCGGCCGCACGGAGCCCAACGGCAGGAAGAGUGCCGCACCGCUAGCCUUGGUCGUCGCGGCGCCUGACGUCCACGAGCCUGUUGCACGUCUAGCGGCGGAGCUCAGUUGAUCGAUGGAUCCAUAUAUAGAACCGUAAAAUUCUUUGAUUCGAUGGAGAUGUGUCAGGUGUGGUGACUAGCUGUGUACUCUUCCUGCGUCUUUGUGAUUAAUAGCAUUGCUGAUUGGUGACCAUAAAAUGCGUGGUACGUUAAUUAAUUAGAUAAUUAGAUUUUAUCUC
Messenger RNA from Lolium perenne, 1279 nucleotides. RefSeq lists its product as uncharacterized. NCBI's taxonomy places the organism in Eukaryota, Viridiplantae, Streptophyta, Magnoliopsida, Poales, Poaceae. The record is from RefSeq and is a predicted model, not a curated record.